Myxocyprinus asiaticus (Chinese sucker) is the source of this 1798-nucleotide messenger RNA. RefSeq names its product solute carrier family 35 member E3. Gene Ontology annotation, cellular component: Golgi apparatus. Bases 505 to 1446 code for a protein of 313 amino acids. The transcript has 5 exons. The record is from RefSeq and is a predicted model, not a curated record. Gene Ontology annotation, molecular function: antiporter activity; nucleotide-sugar transmembrane transporter activity. Lineage: Eukaryota; Metazoa; Chordata; Actinopteri; Cypriniformes; Catostomidae.
AUUUUUUUACUUAUGCAUGAUUAUUUUUUUUAUUUUAUUUUUUUAUCUCGUAAUCAUGAUGACUUUCACCUCAUAAUAAAAAAUAAAAACAUUAUUGCCAAAGCAUUAUUUUUUUUUUUUUUUUAUGUUGCGGAAAUGGGCUUACAUAAAAACCCCUGGCUCCUCUAUUGCCAAAGGAGCUCUAAAAGCUUUUGCCCACUAGACGGCGUGUACGACCAAUUUCUGGUACAUCCACUGACGUGGCGUUGCUUGUUUACUGGCGGGCAACGAGCGUCGCUGUUGAUGACGUCACGGCAAUGUGUUUCGAGGCAGCGCGCUAUGAGAGCGAGUCCUUCAGUACUAUAAUGAAAGCCUUUCUGAACCGCUUUCACACUGUCAGUCACAAAAAAACGGUGGAUUAUUUUGUCCCUCUGCUGAUGAAUUACCCAAACUGACGCUUAAAACUGUUUGUCCAGAUUUCUUUUCAUCUAGAAGAUUAAAACUGUUUCUAAAUCAACUCAAGUUAUGGCGACUCGACUCUCUGAUCUAUUUGGAAACAGCCGGAUUAUUGCCGGACUGCUGGUCAAUUUGCUGUCUUCAAUCUGCAUAGUGUUCAUCAACAAAUGGAUCUAUGUGCACUACCGAUUUCCCAACAUGACAAUGACUCUCAUUCAUUUCGUGGUGACAUGGCUGGGGCUGUUCAUGUGUCAGAAGAUGGAUAUUUUCUCUCCCAAGAGUCUCAGACCCUCUAAAAUCAUCCUGCUGGCUUUGAGUUUCUGUGGCUUUGUUGUAUUCACUAAUCUUUCUCUGCAAAAUAACACUAUAGGAACAUACCAGCUGGCCAAGGCCAUGACAACACCUGUGAUCAUAGUCAUACAGACCAUGUACUACAGAAAGACAUUCUCCACAAAAAUUAAACUCACUCUAGUGCCAAUCACUCUAGGUGUAAUACUGAACUCUUACUAUGAUGUCAAGUUCAAUCUUUUAGGCAUGGUCUUUGCCACACUAGGGGUCUUCGUCACCUCACUAUAUCAAGUGUGGGUCGGUGCCAAACAGCACGAGCUACAGGUGAACUCUAUGCAGUUACUGUAUUAUCAGGCACCCAUGUCUUCUGCAUUUCUCUUGGUUCUGGUUCCAUUCUUCGAACCACUCACUGGAGAUGGUGGCAUCUUCGGCCCCUGGUCAUUCCAGGCCCUGGUUUUGGUCUUUCUAUCUGGAGUUAUCGCCUUCCUAGUCAAUUUGUCCAUAUACUGGAUCAUUGGGAACACGUCACCUGUUACCUACAACAUGUUUGGUCACUUCAAGUUCUGCAUCACAUUACUGGGUGGGUAUGUGCUCUUUCAGGACCCAUUGUCUUUAAACCAAGGUCUGGGCAUCCUCUGCACCCUCAUUGGUAUCCUGGCAUACACCCACUUCAAACUGGCAGAGCAAGAGGAGGGCAAAAGCAGGCUCACUCAAAGGCCAUAGGCUAACUGAUGUGGCAAUCAUACGAGCAAGCCAGCGUUCAGUGCCUGAUAGUGUUCAGGAAUACAUAGUGAUGGCUCCUAUAUAGGAGCAUGAAGAGACUAACCAAACACAGACUGUAUGGAAGUAGAUUUAAGCCAUAGUGGCUAAGAACUUUUAACAGCAUUUCAAUUAACCACAUUUGUGUACUUUAAACAUUUUAUUUUUAUUUCAAGUAUUCAAUCUUGGCUGAAAACUUAAUGGAGCUGAUAGUUUCAAAGGAAAGCUCUUUAUGUUCAAGCACAUUUCCUUUGAGUUUUAUUUAACAAUGUAUUUUCAUAUGCUGUGUACACCAAUAAAACAUAUUUUACAGAAA